Molecule: messenger RNA, 2976 nt
Organism: Morchella importuna
Lineage: Eukaryota; Fungi; Ascomycota; Pezizomycetes; Pezizales; Morchellaceae
Exons: 6
Coding region: 1-2976 (991 amino acids)
Molecular function (GO): hydrolase activity; ATP binding
Source: RefSeq, a predicted model, not a curated record
AUGAAGGAUCUAUUGGGGACGCAGCACGAUGGGACAUUCCAAAUGGUCAAGAAGAUACUGGAGGAGCUAGCAACUGGAUAUUGGAAUCGCCGUAGUUUGACAAGGCCGCAAUUACUCGGGGGAACAAGCGCUGGUUCUGGUACUGUAACUUAUGUUCCCCCUAGCGACCAUGGGGCAAGGAAGGAAGGCGAAAAGAACGAAGAUACAGAGCCCGAAUGGAUCUUGGAAGAAUGGAAAGGUAAUGGCGGUGAGCGUGCAGUUUUGAAAUUAUAUAAAGCUGUCUACGGUAAGAACUAUAGAGUUCUGUGGGGCGUCGAGGGCGCCUGGGACGAGCUGGAGGGCGGCUGGCUACAGAUAAUCAAGAUAUGGAGGAUAGGCGAUCAUAAAGAGAUUUUGGAGAGUAUUCCCACCGUUCUCAAGGCGCAUAAAGGAUACAGCAAUAACUACAUUCGAGGAUGUAAGUUGAGGCAACAAGAGACGGGAAAGGGGAAAACUUUACGUCACUUACCCGCAAGGUUCGUGCUGAGCGAGGAUACCCUAAAACGGGAGCAAUUUGGAGCUACAGUAACCGACUCGGGCGCGAAUAAACUAUCAAGGGAGGAAGCUCUGAGUUUACACGAAGCUCUUACUACCGGUAAGUUUUAUACACUAAACGAGCAAAUGUUUGAGAGUAUUCGGGCAUCUAAAAAAUGCGGAGCGCUGCCGGAAUUUGCAUUCGACGUGAGCGAGGAAGAGACGGAGAUAGUCAGGUGGUGGAAAAGCUCUGUGUUGAUUUUGGGACGCAGCGGAACUAGAAAGACGACUUGUUUGGUUUUCAAGUUGCUGGCCGGCUAUCUUACACGGACGGGCGCUGGGAUUUCUGAUCGCACCGACUUUGCACCAGUCAAUUCGGCAGAAAUACAGUUAAACUGGGAGCACCGCAGAGUUGACUUUUCAAAGUUUAAGCGAGCCUAUUGGCCAUCGCUCCCGUUAAACUUAAGGAAGGGAAUCUCAGUCGAACUGGUAUUCGCCGAAAUGAUGGCGGUAAUUAAGGGCGGAAACUACGCUUCUGACUUUCUCCCGUUAACAAAGCAAAGCUAUCUGAAACUUUCCUCUCGACUAGCGCCCACUUUUUUGGAAGGUAGUAAAGAGCGCGAGAGUGUUUGGAAAAUGUACGAGUUAUAUGAGAACCGCCGGCGAGGCCUAGCGGAGUGGGAUGAUUUGGAUAGAUGUAAAGAUAUACGUAUGGGUCUGAAUAAGGAUCGUGAGCUUUUGGAACGGCUGCAAACCGUUAUUGGGGAAUGCUAUGUGGAUGAAGUCCAAGAUCUCCGUGUUGGGGAGGUCGAAAUUUUGUUGCGGGUGGUAGGAAACCCAAGAGGGGUACAUCUGGCUGGUGACACCGCGCAGUGUAUAAGUCGCGAUUCUACUUUCCGGUUCCAAGACGUUAAGGCACUAUUCUUUCAACUUUUUGGGUCAAUGGUCAUUAAAGGAGGGCAUGGGUCUUCAAAAACAGCUGAAGAGAGUUUGGAGAAACCGAGGUUGUUCUUGUUGGCAAAGAAUUAUAGGAGCCACCAAGGGAUUUUAGCUUUGGCAAGUAGUGUGGUUGAUAUUCUCUGGAAAGUGUUCCCUGAUGUGAUAGAUAAACUGCAGCCAGAAGUCGGCAACUACUUGGGUCCGAAACCAAAGCUAUUCAUUGGAUUUUCGUCGGAUAUGUUUUCCAAGAAACUAUUUGGCGCAGUCGAUGUGGUGGAAAAUAUCGCGGAGUUCGGUGCAGAGCAGGUCAUUCUGGUCCGUGAUGAUGAAGCAAGAAAAACUCUGCGGGACGAGAUUGGUACGAUUAAUCUUAUCCUCACAAUUGUAGAGAGCAAGGGGAUGGAGUUUGAUGACGUUCUCCUUUUCAACUACUUCUCUGGAAGCCCAGCGGGUCCAAGCUUCAGAGCUUUGGUCUCCAUGGAGGAGGAUUUAAAAACCAAACAAGGGACAGGACUCUUAGGGUUUGACAGAAGAAAGCAUGCUGUCCUCUCGGCGGAAUUGAGAGGGCUGUAUGUCGCUAUUACUAGACCACGAGCCAGGCUCUGGCUAAUUGAAGAACAUGAUGAAAAUAUAACGGUGAUGGCGAGGCUCUGGAGUAAAGGCCCUGACGGUGGGCUAGUGGAUAUUGUUCUCAGGGGUGAUAAAAAUGCCGCGGAUAUGAUGAGGGAAAUGAGACAAGGCAAAAGCAAUACGCCGGCUGACUGGUACCGGAAGGGCCUUGAAUUCUUGGAGAAAAGGCUUUGGCAUCCUGCCUUGAAAUGUUUUCAGAGUGCUGGAGACUCAAUAGGACAGGGUCUCUCUAAAGCACACAUCUUGGAGCAGAAAGCAAUUGACAUUUGUUACAGAGAAUCUGCCGAGUCUGUGCUAUUAUUCAAACAGGCUGGCACGCUUUUCCGUGAAUCAAACCAUCCAAAACAAGCAUCCAAAUGUUUCGCCACCAUUCACGACUGGAAAUCAGCAGCUGAGGUUUGGAGCAGUACUGAUCACGGUCGUGCUGCUUCCUUUUAUUGUAGGGCGUCUCUUUUUAAGGAAGCAGCAGAACAAUACCAUCUUUGUGGUAACUUCGAAAUGGCAGCGGCAGCAUAUAGUGAAGGGCAAUAUUUCGUCGACCUACUGCAAUACCUCAUUGAUCAUGGUCAUAAAAUGAAGCCUGUGAACUUUCGCAGGCUUUCCAGACUCGUUAACGUGUUAUUUAGAAGCCAAAAGGAUGCUGACAAAGACUUGAAACUUAUGGCAAUAACACUACUGGGUUCAGACUCCGAGAAGGAGGCCUUUUUAAUCCAGUAUGAGAUGACCCGUGAACUAAUACAGCACUAUAUAGCGACAAAGCAAUUCAUGAAGGCCAUUAGUACAUGCCUGAGCUUGGGGGAUUAUGCUCAAGCUAUUCAGAUCAUCGAGUUUAGGGUUUUGGGCAAUAAUCUCGAUAUUGACCUAUUGGAUGAGAUUUUCGGCUGGGCCGACUAG